Mangifera indica (mango) is the source of this 834-nucleotide messenger RNA. RefSeq names its product protein SOSEKI 5-like. The transcript is spliced from 3 exons. The record is from RefSeq and is a predicted model, not a curated record. Lineage: Eukaryota; Viridiplantae; Streptophyta; Magnoliopsida; Sapindales; Anacardiaceae. The coding region runs from base 1 to 834 and encodes 277 amino acids.
AUGUCAGCAUAUUCAAAAGGGAGAGCUGAGAUAACAAGCCCGGAGAGAACCAAAAUAUGGGUUGAACCAAAGUUGAAGAGUGAGCAAAAGGUUCCUGUUGUGUACUAUCUUGCAAGAAAUGGCCAGCUUGAUCAUCCUCAUUUCAUGGAGGUCACUCUUUCUUCUCCUCAAGGACUCUAUCUUAGAGAUGUGACAAAGAGACUGAACUUUCUCAGAGGUCAAGGCAUGGCAAACAUGUACUUCUGGUCUUCAAAGAGGAGCUACAAGAAUGGGUAUGUGUGGCAAGACUUAUCUGAAAAUGACUUUAUAUAUCCUUGUCGUGGGAACGAAUACAUACUCAAGGGAUCACAGCUUCUGGAUAAGUCUAUAAGCUUCAGAUCCUAUGAAACAGCGUUAUCAUCUGCCAACACAAAUUCCUCAGAAACAAGCAGUAGUUCCAGUGAAGAUUCCAAUUUUCCUGCCAUUGUUAGGAGAAAAAAUCGCUCGUGGAGUUCACUGAAUGAACUUAAUGGACACGAAAUCUACAAGGGUAUGAUAGGCAUAAAUGCAUCAACACAGACAAAUGAUCAUAAAAGAGAGAGAAUAAUAAACAGUGAAGAGGUUGGUUAUAAUAGAGAUGGCAUUGCAGAUCUGAGUAGGGAACAAAUUUCUCCACCGCAAUCACGUUUGUGUGAACAAAGCAUUGAGAGUUUGAAGGACUGUAUUGAGGCUGAUGCAUCAGCAGAUGUCCCACAUCAGUCUGCUGGCAAAGAUAUCCCCAGCGGAAGGAUGAAGGCAGCUCCAAUUUUUAUGCAGUUGAUUGCAUGUGGAUCAAGGAGGAUUAAAGAUUUUUAG